GUAUAAAAACUACAGCCUUCGUCAAAGGAAAGCUGCCAUUUAUUCUUCGUCUCUCUUUCAAGACAGGAGGAUGGCAUCUAUUACUAGAGAUAGAGGUCACAGCAAAACAUGGGCGGAAAGGAGUGGGCCAAUAGCCAUAUCUACAGAUAGUCCAUCUAGAGCCAUUGCUAAAUCACCUGAGGGAGAACCCCAAGAUGACAGCUGGAAAGAAAUCCAAAAGCAAGUUUUCACAAGGUGGUGCAACGAGAGGCUCAAAGUUGUCAACAUUGAAAUCGUUGCUCUUCCGGAUGACUUCUGCGAUGGCGUCAAGUUGAUCAACCUCGUUCAGGUCCUUUCCAAAAAAACCGUCGGUCGUUUUUCGAAAAAGCCUCGCAUUCAUGCACAAAAGAUGGAGAACGUGGAGCUAGCCCUGAGUCUCCUAACAAAGAAGGAAAAGAUAAAGAUUGUUAACAUAGGUAGUGGGGAUAUAGUUGAAGGGAACCUUAAGCUCACCCUUGGUUUGGUAUGGACUCUUAUCCUCCACUAUCAGAUCAGCAUUGGGUUCGGAAUCGACACAAGAAGGAGUGGGAGCAUAUCAGCCAAACAAGUGUUGAUGGAUUUCGUCCAAGACAUUAUGCCUCAUCAAAAGGUGACAAACUUUACCACUGACUGGAAUGAUGGACGACUAGUAGCUGGACUUGUUGAUGGAACUGCUCCAGGUCUCUGUCCAGAAGCUUACACCAUGACAGCAGAUACUCCAUUGGAGAAUGCUAAACACGCUAUGACGCUAGCAGAGGAUUGGCUUGGAGUGCCAAUGCUUUUGCUGCCAGAAAACAUAGUCAAUCCUCAUGUUGACUCCCUUAGUGUCAUCACUUACCUUGCUCAAUUCUCAGAAGCUAAAUUAGUAGAAGGUGCUCCAAUACAAGAAGGAGGAGACCCAUCCAAGGUCAAAGCCGAUGGAGAUGGUCUAAUGUCGGAAGGGCUCUUUGCCUCUGAGGAACCUGUAGAGUUCACGGUCGACGUCAGCGAGGCUAAGCCUUUCGGGUCCCUUCGUGUGAGCAUCAUUGAUCCAAAUAACCUGGAGAUUCGCCCUGAAGUCAAGUUUAAUAACGAUGUCUAUACAUAUCGAUACAGCCCCAUUGAGUCUGGGGCUUACACCAUUAGCAUCAAUUGGUGGGGGAAGCCCAUUACUGGUAGCCCAUUUACUGUAAACGUUGGACGGAGGAUGGCCUUAUCACCUCGUCACUCGGCCUCUGCUUCAACACGCUCUUCUCUGAGCUCAGCAGUUAGUGUCUAUGGGUCUGGUGUAGAAGGAGGGAAUCUAAGAGCUUGUGAACCAGCUGGGUUUUGGGUUGAAGGUGUUCCCAGUAACAGCACACUACAAAUCAAAGUUGUUGGGCCACAAGGACAGCUUGGGUCAGAAUAUGUGACGGUACAAGGAGUGGCUAAGGGCUACUACUACGUCCUUUAUUAUCCGCUUGUCUCAGGGACUUACAAAAUAACAACAUGUAUCUCUGGGAAAGAUAUUGGCCAGAGUCCUUACACAGUUAGUGUAGGCGAAAAGAGCUCCCUUGUACAGGGAUGGGCAAGAGGGCCUGGCAUUGAUGGAACCAAUAUUGAAGUCAGCUCAAAGACCUGGUUUAACGUAUUUGUACCUUCUGGAUCCAGUCGUGACGUCAUUGUCGAAAUAGAAGGUCCCAAAGGAAAAGUCACGGCUACACAGGAGAAAGCAAUCAUGUCAGUUUUUAGGUAUACUUACGUGCCAAAGCAGCAAGGCAGGUACAAGAUAACAGUUAUCAUUGGUCCAAGGGGAAGGGCUAUUACACUUUACUUUAUUGUCAUCGCUCCCUCAUCAGUCACAAAAGGAUCGUUUAAAGUGUGGGGGAAGGGAAUAGCCCCAAGAGGUGUGCAAGCCCGACAAAAGGCUGAAGUGUACUUUCAACCAAUAGCAGCAGAUCAAGAAGUGGCGCUUGAUAUUAAAAGUGAAGAUGGAGAGCAGGUUCCAUUCUCUGAAAGCUCUGAAAAUGGCAUCACAACAUUUACUUACAUACCACCAAUGGUCGGCUGCUACAUCAUCACAUUCCUUAGCAAUGGAGAACCUAUUCACAGUACCCCAUUCAAAGUUAAUGUCACCGACGUUUCAAAGAUCAUUUUUACCGGGGAGAAUAUGGAUGGCUCUGCUGUUCCUAUCAAAAAGAAGCUAGUGUACAACGUUGAUGCAAGGAAGGCUGGCUAUGCCCAAUUAGCCUGUCAAGUUGUAUCUGUCAAGGAUAGUCGAGUUACUUCGCUGUCGCCUAAAAUACUUCAGAAAAAGGACAGCACGUAUGAAAUUGUUGUCCAACCCAUUGUAAUAUGUGAAGAAGAGCUUUUGUUUACUUAUGAUGAUGCACUUUUGACUCAAAAUCCAAUCAGAAUCAAUGCGGUUGACGUUUCACAGAUCAAAGUGUACGGGCGUGGUAUUCAAAAGGGCAAUGUAGCCAUGAAGUCAACCUCAUUUAAAGUAGACUUAAACAAAGCUGGUUCUGGUAAACUGGUAGUUGUAGUCACAGGCCCAGUGGAUCCUACUGUAGACGUCACUCCAACCUCUGAAAACUUUGUCUUUAAUUGCGAAUACACUCCAACUGAACCUGGAGAAUAUAGCGCCACAGUGACAUUUGCUGGAUUUGAAACAAAAGGCUCACCGUACAAAUUUGAAGUGCUUCCAGCUGGAGGCAAUGCAGCAAGCAGUAGAAUUGCUAUGUACGGUCCAGCAGUGGAGGGUCCACUUACAGUAGGUACUCCAGGAGAGUUCUUUAUAGCUCUAGGCCCAGGGAAUAUGAAGAGUGCUAAUGUAAGUGUUAAAGGACCAGAGGGAGAAGAAAAGGUUAAGCAAGAGCCCAUAAAGGAGAAAGAAGUCGUUCAAUACAGUUUCCCCGUUUUCCAACCAGGACCAUAUUUCAUAUCAGCUGAUUUCAAUGGAACACCAGUAGAAGGCUCUCCUUUCGAAACAAAAUCAGAGUUUCCAGACAACCUUCCAAAAGUUUCAGUUUCUGGUAAAGGGCUCAGACAAGCAAUUGUGAACGAUUGGGCUGAAUUUGAAAUAGAUAGUCAAGCAGAAGGAUCAGGUUCCCUUGAUGUCACUGUCAAUGGACCUUCAGGAGCAGAAACUAAAAUGGAAGGAAAGGGAAAUGGUAAAGUAGCAGUGAAAUACCGACCAACAUCCACUGGUGAACAUCAAAUUAAUGUACUAUUUAACAACCAAGCAAUACCUGGUAGUCCUUUCCCUAUUGCCGUUGAAGCAAAAACAGAAGUUAUAAAACUAGAGCCUACUGGUGUCAGUCUAGGAUCUGACUUCACUUACAGCAUUGAUACGUCUAAAGCAACCAAACCAGUUUCAGUAACUGGUAAAGUUCUGGGUCCUUUCACAAAAGGUACUGUACCAGAAGCACUCAAAUCGAAAGCAAUAACUGUCAAAAGUUUCUCCAGAGUUGCUGGCAAUUUAGUUGUCACAAAUCCUAAGGUCUCAGAAAAGAACAAAAUUUACACAGUAGCAUUCACACCAAGAAAAGUUGGAGUAUAUCUCAUCUAUGUGUUUGCUGGUGAUAGACUGGUUGACAAGAUGCCUUAUGAAGUUUACGUCUGUGAUCCAUCAAAGAUUAAAGUCAAAGGGCCUGGUCUUGGUAAGAACAAAAACGAGAACUCUCACAUAGACAAACCAUUGAUGUGGGAAGCUGACUGCACUCAAGCUGGUCCUGGCACAUUCGCUGCUUAUGUUGGAGGACCUGAUAAUUGCACAAAAGAUGUCACAGUAGAACCAGCCUCAUCACCAGAUCAAUACAGCAUCAGUUACACACCAAAUGUACCUGGAGGCUAUCAACUAUUGUUUGCAUAUUCUGGAUUUCAAACAUCAGAUAAGCCGACCAUAAUGAUCAGUGAUCCUUCUAAAGCACAAAUGGGAGAUAAAGGAGACAGAGUGUGUUUAGUUAAUGAGAAAGUCUCUUUUCCUCUUGACUUAAGUGCUGCUGGAGCUGGUAAAUUACAAGCUUAUUCACCAUACACAGUCCCCAUACUAGCUGAAGGUGCUGUCAUUGCAGAACCACAAAUGGCAGUGAUGGAAACUAACACUGACUUGUUUGCCGGUCUAAAUAUACCGUUGGAAAGUAGACCAAAUUUGUACGGUCCAGCAGUUGAGGGUCCACUUACAGUCGGUACUCCAGGAGAGUUCUUUAUAGCUCUAGGCCCAGAAAAUAUGAAGAGUGCUAAUGUUAGUGUGAAGGGACCAGAGGGAGAGGAAAAGGUUAAGCAAGAGCCCAUAAAGGAGAAUGAAGUCGUUCAAUACAGUUUCCCUGUUUUCCAACCAGGACCAUAUUUCAUAUCAGCUGAUUUCAAUGGAACACCAGUAGAAGGCUCUCCUUUUGAAACAAAAUCAGAGUUUCCAGACAACCUUCCAAAAGUGACUGCUUCUGGUAAAGGGCUUAGAGAAGCAUUUGUGAAUGAUUGGGCUGAAUUUGAAAUAGGUAGUCAAGCAGAAGGAUCAGGCUCACUUGAUGUCACUGUCAAUGGACCUUCAGGAGCAGAAAUUAAAAUGGAAGAAAAGGACAAUGGUAAAGUAGCAGUGAAAUACCAACCAACAUCCACUGGUGAACAUCAAAUUAAUGUACUAUUCAACAACCAAGCAAUACCAGGCAGUCCUUUCCCUAUUGCUGUCCAAUCAAAGGAAGCAAAAACACAAGUUGUAAAACUAGAGCCUACUGGAGUCAGUCUAGGAUCUGACUUCACUUACAGCAUUGAUACUUCUAAAGCAACCAAACCAGUCUCAGUAACUGGUAAAGUCCUGGGUCCUUUCACAAAAGGUAGUGUACCAGAAGCUCUGAAGUCCAAAGAGAUAACUGUCAAGAGCUUUUCCAAAGUUGCCGGAAAGCUAAAGGUCACAAAACCUAAGAUCUCAGAAAAGAACAAAAUUUACACAGUGGCAUUUGCACCAAGUAAAGUUGGAGUAUACCUCAUAUAUGUGUUUGCUGGUGAUCGACUGGUUGACAAGAUGCCUUAUGAAGUUUAUGUGUGUGAUCCAUCAAAGAUUAAAGUCAAAGGGCCUGGUCUUGGUAAGAACAAAAAUGAAAACUCUCACAUAGACAAACCAUUGACGUGGGAAGCUGACUGCACUCAAGCUGGUCCUGGUACAUUUGCUGCUUAUGUUGGAGGACCUGAUAAUUGCACAAAAGAUGUCACAGUAGAACCAGCCUCAUCACCAGAUCAAUACAGCAUCAGUUACACACCAAAUGUACCUGGAGGCUAUCAACUAUUGUUUGCAUUCUCUGGAUUUCAAUUAUCCGAUAAGCCCACUGUAAUGAUCAGUGAUCCCUCUAAAGCACAAUUGGGAGAUAAAGGAGACAGAGUGUGUUUAGUUAAUGAGAAAGUCUCUUUCCCUCUCGAUUUGAGUGCUGCUGGAGCUGGUAAAUUACAAGGUAAAGAGACUUAUGUAACUGUUAAUACAACUGAAGCAAGAGCUGUGAAGCCUAAAGUAAACGUCUCUGGCCCUAACAAUGAAGAAAUACCCACUGAAACAACAGAGAAGACACCAGGGGUCUAUGACAUAACAUUUACACCAGUACAAGGUGGAAAUCAUCAGUUGCACGUUAAAGCUUGUGGUCAACUAAUAUCAGAGUCUCCAUACACCCUUCAAGUGUUCAAUCCGUCAGCUGUUCAGUGUGUGAAUGAUGGUCCAGUUAGAGUAGUACCAGGUACACCAGUAAACCUAGAGUAUGAUAUUAGUAACGCUGGACCUGGCUCCUUCAACCUGAAUCUCAGUGGACCAGAAGAAUCUACAAUAGUACCUAGCACCAAUGAAGAGAAUCCUAACCUUCUCUCAUUCACAUUCACUCCCAAUACACCAGGAAUCUAUGAAGCACGAGCCACUUUUGAAGCUAUUCCUAUCAGUGAAGAACCACUGAAUAUCCUUGUAACAGACACUGAAUUGCUUGUUAUUUCAGGCAGUGGUGCAACAGGCAAGAAGGCCCAAAUUGGCGAACCAGUAGAAAUAGUUGUUGAUAUAUCUAAAAGUGGUCCAGUGCCUUUAGUGGCCACUGUUGUAAAGCCCUCAGGAGAAAAGGAAGAGCUAGUUUUCUCAGCAAAAGAAGAUAAUCCUAAUUUGUUAUUGGCUAGUUAUACUCCAAUGGUCUCUGGGUACUAUGACUUGAUCUUUUUAGUGGAUGGGGAAGCACUUUACAAGGAACCUUUACGUCCAUACAUAGUCAACCCAGCAGAAUUCCAAAUCGUCAAAGAGGAGGAGAUAUAUCCAAUGCAAGCUGUUCUUGGCCAAGUGAACAGCUAUGAGAUUUUUGUAGCAAAUGAAGUUCAAGAGGAUGGCUUUGGAGUGUUUCUUUUGACAGAAGAUGAAGCCGACACAGUCGAAGAAGAAAUUAAAUGCAGCGUAGAGAAAUUAGACAAAGACCGUGUCAAAAUCGAGUAUCUUCCAGAGGCAGAGACGGCUCAAUUCGUGGUGCUUACUUACAAUGAAGUCCACAUUAGCGAGAAACUCUCACUUGCAAAGUUUGAUACAUCGGAGUUCUUGAUGGAAGAUCUUAAAACGUCAGUACCAGUUAAUGCAGAAACGAGCUUUGUUGUGAGCGGAAUACAAAGCAGCAAGUAUGAAAUCACGGCCGUAGUAACACAAGAAGACGGAAAUAAUUUGGAAGCAAAAGUCGAAUCAAUUGAAUCGGAGGAAGAAGGCAAGUUUAAAUAUCGAAUCUCGUACACACCAGUCAAUAUCGGGCUCCUAACGAUAAUAGUGAAGUGUGGAGCAAUCUCACUCUGUGAUCUUAUUACAGUCAAAGUAUUUAAUCCAUCGCUUGUCACAUGCACUGGACUUGAGGACGUCAAUGUACUAGUUGGAGUCAAAGUACCUUUUGCCGUCGAUACAUCAAAGGCUGGAGGUGGGGCAGAGCUACUAGUCCAGCUAGAAGGCCCUGAGAAUAGCUCAGUCCUCUGUCAACCUGUAAAUGAUUGCCAUUACUCUGGAGUUCUCUCCUCUGAGCGAGCUGGAAUCUGUCGCCUUCGCGUGAUGUACGGAGGCAUUGAAAUACCGAGCUCUCCUUUUAUUUGCCGAUACAAUAGACCAGAGCCUGAUGUUGCUAAAUGCUCUGUGGGCGACUUGAAAGCCACUCCGGGAGAGUUCAUGAUUGAUUGCCGAGAUGGAGGAGGAAACGGUAUACUUGAGGUUGCAGUGUAUGGCGCUUUUGUGCCGGCAAGAUCAAUAGCAGUUGAGCAUAAUGGAGAUUUCACAUUUAACGUGAAGUACGAUAUACCAGAUCCUGUUGAGACUUUUAUCAGUGUUAAGUGGCAUGGGAUCCAUCUUAACGGGAGUCCUUUUAAAGUUAUUUUUGAUCAAUAGACUCAAGCCAUUUUUUGCUAUGGAACUAUAACAAUUAUUAUUAUAUACAUGUAAAUUGCUUUCUUAGUGCAGAACUUAUCUUAUUAUUUUACUAAUUAUAAUUGUUAGCAUUUUUAGCUUGAUUUUAUUCCUUUCCACAAUUCUUUUAAUAAUGUUAGUUAUUAUUAUUAUGAAAAUAUUAUUUUCAUUAUAAAAUCA
Molecule: messenger RNA, 7546 nt
Organism: Amphimedon queenslandica
Lineage: Eukaryota; Metazoa; Porifera; Demospongiae; Haplosclerida; Niphatidae
Product: filamin-A
Exons: 7
Coding region: 71-7348 (2425 amino acids)
Biological process (GO): actin cytoskeleton organization
Molecular function (GO): actin filament binding
Source: RefSeq, a predicted model, not a curated record